Molecule: messenger RNA, 924 nt
Organism: Aspergillus fischeri NRRL 181
Lineage: Eukaryota; Fungi; Ascomycota; Eurotiomycetes; Eurotiales; Aspergillaceae
Product: nucleic acid-binding protein
Exons: 3
Coding region: 1-924 (307 amino acids)
Molecular function (GO): RNA binding
Source: RefSeq, a predicted model, not a curated record
AUGGCGCAUGGCCUGAUACAGUCACGUGACCUUAUCGUAUCCGAUAAGGCGAACUUUUUUGCUGAACGCAUUCUGCAUUGCUUUCGACGAGCAGCCAGUCGCCUCCUGUCUUUGCCGGUCACCGCGCCGGCAUGGUCAGCCAGGGCCCUUGCACCUCGCGUCCCUCUACCCGUAUUAUCCCCUUUGCAAUCUCAACUAGUUUUACAUACGAGAUGGUUCAGCGACAACACCGCCAGCCAGGAGCCGACGAGCUCACCUGAGCACGAGAAUCAUGACUUCUCCGAGAUCGGGUUGGCGGAGCCCGAUGCUCGCGAUGCGCGGCCUCAGAAACCCAAAAAGCGGCUCAGGAUCCUGGAAGGGAAUCCCAGCCCUAAGCCGACUGUCUACAUUGGUAAUCUGUUCUACGAUGUGACGGCGGAAGAUUUGAAGAACCACAUGCAGCAGUUUGGCGUUGUGGAGAAAGUCGAUCUCAUUACUGAUAACCGAGGAAUGAGCAGAGGGUUUGCAUACGUGCACUUUGACUCUAUUGAUUCCGCCAAAAGUUGCGUCGAGGCUAUGCAUUUGCAAGCCUAUGAGGGCCGCCGUAUAAUCGCGCAAUAUGCGAGCAGCGGCGGCGGAUCCAGGCCCGUGCAGCCCGUUUCGAGGACGCUGUACCUCGGCAACCUGUCGUUUGAAAUGACCGAUCGGGAUCUGAACGAGCUCUUCAGAGAUAUCAACAAUGUUAUUGAUGUUCGCGUAUCGGUUGAUCGACGGACAGGGCAACCUCGCGGCUUCGCUCAUGCAGAAUUCCUCGAUGUCGAGAGCGCUCAGAAGGCUUUCGAGAUUCUCAGCGGGAAGGCACCUUUCGGUCGACGGAUUCGCGUGGACUACAGUAGUACUAACAGGAGGGGUAGUCGUAUCGAGGAUGUUCCGGAUGAGGAGUAA